Messenger RNA from Eutrema salsugineum, 909 nucleotides. RefSeq names its product AT-rich interactive domain-containing protein 1. The transcript has a single exon. The record is from RefSeq and is a predicted model, not a curated record. NCBI's taxonomy places the organism in Eukaryota, Viridiplantae, Streptophyta, Magnoliopsida, Brassicales, Brassicaceae. The coding region runs from base 1 to 909 and encodes 302 amino acids.
AUGGUUAUCUCUAUCUCUUGCCAGAGCAAAAGGACACGGGGACAGCCCUGGAGUGAUGGUGCAGCCUCUACAGGUCCUACAAAGUCUUUAGAGAAUUUGAAUGAUUCAAGUUUUGAGAAGAAACGCCAAAAAAUGAAAUCUUGUCUUCCAUCCUCACAUCCCUGCUUUGCUUCACAAGAAACUGCUUAUUCUUCAAACCCACCAAAUCGUAAAGAUGUUAGUGUGAUGACUCACAACUAUGUAGCCCCUAAAGUUGGUAGCUUGAAGACUCUCAAAUAUGUAGCCCCCAAAGAUGUUAGUGUGAAGGUUCUCAAAGAUGUUGCCCUUGGCUCAACCAAAACUGGACCAUUUAUCCCAAUUGGUCCUGGUUUCCGGGCUAAACUUCCGAUUUGGAUAGCCACUACCAAGAAGGGAAAAUUUUAUGGUAGUCCCGGAGAUUCUGACACUCUUAGAUGGUUGGGAACUGGUAUGUGGCCAACAUACAGCCUAAAAAAGAAAGCUCACUACAAAAAAGUCGGCGAAGGAAGAUCUGACUCUUGUUCUUGUGCUUCUCCAAGAUCAACCAAUUGCGUAAACCAACACAUUAAAGAAGCACAUGAGCUUUUAGAAAAAGAAAUUGACCGUGCAUUCUAUACUUGGAAGUUUGAUCAAAUGGGUGAAGUAGGAUCAAAAUCAUGGAACUCCAAAGAAGAGCAAAGGUUUGAAGCUCUUCUGAAAAAUAAUCCUUUGUCAAAUAGUCUAGGAUUUUGGAAAUAUGCUUCCAAGGCUUUCCCAGGGAAAAGUGAGAAGGAUCUCCUUAGUUACUAUUAUAAUGUUUUUCUCAUCAACCGUAUGAGAUUUCUUGCUAGCUCUUCUAAUGACCACAUCGAUAGCGAUGAUGACCACAAUGGCUACUUCUUAGUGAGAUAA